AUGCGCGGACCUCGAAAGCUCGCGGUGCCCACCACCCGCAGCGCUCUCCGGAAAACCGCCUGGGACAAAGCACAGCCCACUGUACGCGUCUGGGAGCAGGAACCGCAGCAAAACGUCCUGAAGUCGGAAGGCGGAAGACAACCCUGGACGGGUUUCAAGGGCCGCCGAGCAGGCGCAGCCCCGGCCUGGCUGCCGGGCGACGGGCCCCGAAUGAAUGAAACCCGGGCGCGGGACGCGGGGCGAGCGCGCAGAUCGCCGCCAGGGGGCGCCAGCCCCGCGGCCCCGCGACGUCACCCCGCGGGGGCUCCGGGGGACUAUAAAGCGCGCCGCGGCGCGGGAUGCUCAGUCCUCCGGCCCGCGCUCCGGGGUCGACCUCCCCUCUCCCCGCCGGACCGUCCGAUUCUUCCCGGGGCGAGCGCGGCUCUCGCUCCGCCCCCGGCGGACCCGAGCGCGGCGCUCGCGGCCGGGGCCGGGUGGCUGCGGCUGCUGUCCCCGGCCGGCGACCUGGCCGCCGCCGCCUCCCCGGCGCCGGGCCCGGCCGCCGCCAACCUCACCAACCAGUUCGCGCAGCCGUCCUGGCGCAGCGCGCUCUGGGCGCUGGCGUACGGCGCGGUGGUGGCCGUGGCGGUUCUCGGCAACCUCGUGGUCAUCUGGAUCGUGCUGGCGCACAAGCGCAUGAGGACCGUCACCAACUGCUUCCUCGUGAACCUGGCUUUCUCCGACGCCUCCACGGCCGCCUUCAACACGCUCGUCAACUUCCUCUACGCGCUGCACGGCGAGUGGUACUUCGGCGCCGGCUACUGCCGCUUCCAGAACUUCUUCCCCAUCACCGCCGUGUUCGCCGGCAUCUACUCCAUGACGGCCAUCGCGGUGGACAGGUAUAUGGCCAUUAUUGAUCCUUUGAAACCCAGACUGUCUGCCACGGCCACCAAGAUUGUCAUUGGAGGUAUUUGGAUCCUGGCAUUUCUACUUGCCUUCCCUCAGUGUCUUUACUCCAAAACCAAAGUCAUGCCAGGCCGUACUCUUUGCUAUGUGCAAUGGCCAGAAGGCCCCAAACAACAUUUUACGUACCAUGUCGUGGUCAUCGUACUGGUGUACUGCUUCCCGUUGCUCAUCAUGGGCAUCACAUACACCAUUGUUGGAGUCACUCUCUGGGGAGGAGAAAUCCCGGGAGACACCUGUGACAAGUAUCACGAGCAGCUCAAAGCCAAGAGAAAGGUUGUAAAAAUGAUGAUUGUUGUUGUGAUGACAUUUGCCAUCUGCUGGCUGCCCUAUCACACUUACUUCAUUCUCACCGCGAUCUACCAACAGCUCAACAGGUGGAAAUACAUCCAGCAGGUCUACCUGGCCAGCUUUUGGCUGGCCAUGAGCUCAACCAUGUACAACCCCAUCAUCUACUGCUGUCUGAAUAAGAGAUUUCGAGCUGGCUUCAAGAGAGCAUUUCGCUGGUGCCCUUUCAUCAAAGUCUCCGGCUACGACGAACUGGAGCUCAAAACCACCAGAUUUCACCCAGCUCGGCACAGCAGCCUGUACACGGUGACCAGGAUGGAGUCCCUGACAGCCGUGCCGGGCCCUGGUGAUGCCGACGACACCACGUCCGGGCGGAAGGCAAGAGCGAGGCCAGGAGGCCCAGGCCUCAGCGGCUGCUCCCGCAGGAAUUCCAAACCUGCCUCCACCACGUCAAGCUUCAUGAGCUCACCCUAUACCUCUGUGGAUGAAUAUCCUUAAAUCCACCUCCCGAGGUGAACAAUCAGUGUGAGGCCACCGCUAUGCCAGCCUAGGCCCCGUCCCCGUCUCAGUCCCGUCCUACACACUCUCUGGAAACAGAAGGCAGUUUUUAGGCAGCUGUGCUUAAAUUGAGAAAGGUAGCAUAUAAAUGUGACAAAGACACUAAUACGCCAUAAACCCUCCCAAAAUAAAAUGGGCUUUAAAUUU
This is a messenger RNA of Propithecus coquereli (Coquerel's sifaka), 1935 nucleotides long. It is a transcript of the gene TACR3, whose product is annotated as tachykinin receptor 3. Gene Ontology annotation, biological process: positive regulation of flagellated sperm motility; G protein-coupled receptor signaling pathway. NCBI's taxonomy places the organism in Eukaryota, Metazoa, Chordata, Mammalia, Primates, Indriidae. Gene Ontology annotation, molecular function: tachykinin receptor activity. The coding region runs from base 1 to 1728 and encodes 575 amino acids. Gene Ontology annotation, cellular component: plasma membrane; sperm midpiece. The record is from RefSeq and is a predicted model, not a curated record. The transcript is spliced from 7 exons.